Sinocyclocheilus rhinocerous is the source of this 2371-nucleotide messenger RNA. RefSeq names its product ribonuclease inhibitor. Bases 1 to 1923 code for a protein of 640 amino acids. The record is from RefSeq and is a predicted model, not a curated record. Gene Ontology annotation, cellular component: cytoplasm. The transcript has 9 exons. Gene Ontology annotation, molecular function: protein binding. Lineage: Eukaryota; Metazoa; Chordata; Actinopteri; Cypriniformes; Cyprinidae.
AUGGAGCUAGCAACGCCAAGAAAACAAGCCUUGGGAGUGUACGAGCAGUGUUUUCGUCCGGCCUUCUGCUGGACGCUUUGCAAUGUGUUUAAAACUCAUUUCGCGAAUAAAAACACCCCACCUGAGACUCUUACUCACCUGCUCAGCAUUAUCACACACAUGCUCCUGCAGAAACCGAAGAUGCAUGCAGAACAAACCAGAGCGCUUGUGUCCAGUUUGGGAAAACUUACCAAUCCGGUUUGCUCCUGCAGCGACGUCACAUCCUGCGGCCUGCGUUCUUUUCUGCACAACCCCAUGCUUUCAGCUUUUUUGGGCAUCAAUGGUGAUGUCACUCACCCUGAUGCCACAUUCUCCUUUCUGUCUCCAGUGAUGCAUGAGUUCUUAUUGGCCGCCUCCUUUUAUCUCGACCAAUCCGUGCAGGAGAUCUCAGACAAGCGCUCAGAUUUGUACUACACAUUUUUAGCAGGGCUGUCGGACUCGAUCCAGCGUAAACCAAUAGAAGACUCCGUGGGAAAGGUCGAUGAAAGCCGAAUAUCUGCGUUCUCUCAGUGGUUGAUGGGAAAUGUUUCUAGGGUGUUGCCAGAUGGUGAUGCAACGAAGCACUUUCGUGUUUUUCGGCUUCUGCAACAUGCACGUAACUCAUCUCUGGUCAAAGAAAGCAUUAGUAAGAGCCAGUGGAGGCCUGUUUGGUACAGCUCCAUGCAGGAGCCUGACUGCGCUGCGCUGUCAUAUGUAGUGAGUUGUGUGGGAGAGAUGGAGCAUAUGAACCUGUACAGAGCAGAACUAACAGACGAACAGGUCGAGAGGCUUAUACCAGCGUUACGGCUGUCGAAAAGCAUUGGUCUGUCACAGAGUCGUCUCAGUUUGACUGCCAUCACCAACCUGUCAACAGCGCUGGCUGAGGGACGGACGAUAACGCUGGAUCUUUCACAGUCCACACUGAAAAAAGAGUUGGUCAAAACCCUCUGCCAUGCACUCACGCGCUCCACGCUGGAGUCGCUCAACUUGUGUGGAUGCUCAUUGACUACAGCUGAUUGUGAAGCUCUGGCUCAGAUGCUCUCUGGAGGCUCACGGCUGCGUGUGCUCAAUCUGUGUGGGAAUAAUCUGGAGGAUCAAGGCCUUAUUCACCUCAGCAGUGCCCUGGAAAACUGCAGACUACAGGAAAUCAAUCUGGAUUUAUGCUCACUGACGGUGGCAUCCAUGCCUGCGCUGUCUUCAGCGCUGAACAGCGGCUUUUCAGAGCUGAGGAAGCUAAGCCUGAGCCGGAACGCAGUGAUGGAUGAUGGGAUAGAGCUGAUCUCACGAGUGUUACAGAAAGGCCGCCUCAACACAUUGAAUGUGUCUGACUGUGAGUUGACUGGCUCCUGUUGCUCCUCUCUAGCAGCUGCCCUCCAAUCAGAAAACUGCCAUCUGACUGAGCUGGAUCUGUCCGUAAAUGAUCUCGGCCAAUCAGGAGCGAUGCAGAUAUGUGAAGUGCUGAUGACUCCUAAAUGCACACUGGAAAUACUGGAAAUGAGUAGAUGUGAGCUGACCAAGGAGGUGUUUCGAGCACUGGGGAGUAUUUUGACGUCUGGCGUGUCAAAGCUCGUCAGUCUCUCGGUAGGCCUGAACGAUGUGGGCGAAACUGCAGCCAAACACAUUUGGGAGGCGCUGAGACACAAACACUGCAAACUACAGCACCUGGAUCUGGAGAUGUUGUCGCUCACAGACGCUUGCGUCGAGGAGUUAUGUGAAUCUGUUGCUGCCAGCAGCACUUUAUCAACUCUCAUUCUAAAGAACAACAUAAUGACCGACUCCUCCGUACCACGAUUGGUCAAAUUAAUGCUGGACCGUCCUCUAAUAACCGAGCUAAAUCUGAGGUAUAAUGACUUCAGUGAAGAUGUUUUUGAGUUGAUGGACACAUGCCAAAAUAUUGUUUAUUAGAGAAACACAUCUCAGGUUGGAUGACAGUUGCAUGCUUCAAGUGUAAAAAAAAAUGCUAUUAUUAAUGCAUAUUCUAUUCCGUUUAUUCCUUAAGACCAAGAGACAAAGUGACUCCCUCUAAUGGCCUUUUUACAGACAGUUUUAUACAGUGGCCCCAAAAAGUAUGAAUGUCUUUGCAUUUGCAACCAAGUAUUAUAAAGUUAUAUUUAUUUGAAGGAAACAUAGCACAAAAAAAGAACAUUGACAGUUUUCAUCAUUUUAAAACAAUAGAUAUACUGUUAAAAAUUAGGAUGAAAAAAGUGGAUUCUUUCUGGUUGUGAAGAAUAAAUUGCUUCAUAAUAUAUACAUUCAUUUUUAAUUUCAUCUUAAGUGUCCAAAUACUUUUUGGGGCUACUGUAAAUCAUUCAGACUGUCAUGUCUGGUUCUUCACAUACUGUACAACCCUCAU